GAUGACACAUGCUGCCGCCGCCGCCGCCGGCUCUCCCGAGUUCACUGAACUGUGGAGCAGCGUUUCUAAGCUCUGUCACAGCAAAACACUAGACAAGAACACAGGACGGCAGAUGCCUGGCGCAGCAACUCCACCCAUGGGUAAAGACUUGCAGAGUCCAAAGCACAGAGGCUUCAGCAGGUACUCUGGCCUGAAUAAUGGGGAUUCGCCAGGUGACGUGGAAGCAUCACAGGACAUUUACUGGGAUUCCACAUCCCCCACCCAAGCUAAAGCAGGCUCGGGGCUCAGGAACACCAGAGUUGUGGAAAUAUCAGAUAUUGUCAAUCGUAUUGCUCCAAAGGAUGUAAAACCAAAAGGGACUGAAUCCCCUCUGCUGCAGUGGAUCGGUGACAGUGCCGUCCCUUGCACACCGGAGGUUAGAGAGCCAAGGGUCAGGAAGAGGUCCUGUCGGCAGAACAGUGUAGAGGACCUCAUGAAACUGGCCAGGCAGUUUGAUGAGAACAUGCAGCAAGACAAGGAGAGUUCAGAGCAACUGAAGAUACAACUGACAGAGACGUCACUCCAUAGCAGUGUGAAGGACCUGAAGUGUCCAUCGUCAUCGGAUCAGGUGGAGGCAGAGCUGCACGCUCUGUUUGACUGCUCCACUCAGAGAGUCAGUGGCCCAAUAAGCCAGGGCCUCUCAGCAUCAGCCUGUUCACAGGAAACUAAAGGCCAACCUGUGACUUCAACUUUAGCUGAACCCCGACAAUCAGAGCUCAAGUUAGCUGGCUCCCCUGCACAUUCUGCUGAAGAAAAAGGAUCGUGUGGUUUUAGCCCGAACAACUGUGAUGACUUUGAUGAUGACUGGGAGAAUGAUGACCUGCUUAAUGACCCUUUUGUGCUGGCAAUGACCCAGAAUCCUGACCAAGAACAGGACAUCCACCCUAAAGCCACCUUGCAGUCUAACACUAAGACAAACACUACUCAUCCGACCUCUGUUUGCAAGCCUGCUGCAAACACAAACUCUGCACAUCAGCCUUCAAACUUGCACACCAGGCCAAGCUGCAGUUUUCUCCGGGAACUGUGUCCCAAACCAAAGACUACCAACCGAUGCACUUUCAAGUUAGUGUCCAACUCUCCCUUCCAGCUCAAGACAGCUGAGGUUUCCAAGCCCAGCUUCACUGUUAUACAACCUAAAUUACAGAUGUCUGACCAGAAGCCUGUUACCACAAAGGCACUGGCUGCUCCUCAACCUGACAAGAUCACUAAUGAUCAGAGGGGGGCUUGUGUAGCUGCAGACUCUGUUAAAGACAUUUCAGACAGCUUAUGGGACGACAGAGACGACGAUGCGCUGCUCUACCAGGUAUGUGACAGCGUGGAGAGGAUCUCCAACAGUCAGCCACAGCAAGCAAGCCCCAGGAGCGGCCAAGAAAAACAAGAUAUUGCUGUAGACAGACAGCAAAAAACCACUGCACUUCUGCCAAUCGACAGGGGCUGGACCAUAAACACCAGAGCCAGUACUAACAGACAGUCGCCGCGUGCUUUUGUUCGUUCUAACUCAUUACCAGGGGGGAUAUUCCAUCCCCGGGGCUACCGGGGAUGGAACAUUCCCAUGAAAGGUGCCAACAACAAAUCAGGAUUGUCUCAGAGCCUCCCAGGAAGCCGUGUGAGUCUGGGCACAUUUACCCAGUGUAGGGAUUCCUCUGGAACUUUCCAGGCUGGGAAUGCCAGUGUGAAUAUAAAGCCACAUACAGUGACAGCCAGGGCACCGCAGAACUCCAAGUCCGAUCACACAGCCUUCAAGAGAAAUGUAUCUGACUCAGCAGCUAUAAACAACAAAGUUUUUGUCACAAGCCAGAUGACAGGAAAGUGCUCUGCAGCCGAGAUCGAGAGGAAGAAACAGGAAGCCUUGGCCAGGAGGCGACUGCGAAUGCAGAACAUCCCAAAACCAUAGAGGAGGCCCAUCCUGCCUGAAGGGAUAUUAUCAUAUACUGUAAUUAAUAAAAAUCAUUAGUGUUGAUAGUUUAGUGUUAGAUCACCAGGUUUUGGAUGAUUUGCAGGGCACUUGCACAGAAAAGACUUGAAAAGACCCUGAUGCCUUUUGUCGAUGCAGAGCUGCUGGAUGUUUUUGCUGCUAAUGUAGAAACACAUUUUACAAGAAGCAAGUUGAUGCACGUUGUCAGACCUGGUGCUUGGAGAACAUUAGAAAGAGAUAUUCCUGAGCUCUUCACGUUUUGACUUUAAAAAAACUGAGUUUGAAAUAAUUCCAAAUGCUGACUGAAACUGGUCACAUUUUUUUUUUUUGUUGUUUUCCAACAACGUCAUUUCAACUCUCUGCACAUAUUUUGGAGAGAAAAUGUGUUCUGCUGAUUUUUGCUUUUGUUUAAAAGUAAAUAGUUCCAAGUCAGUGUUACUUGUCAAACUGCAAUAACAAGGACAGACAGACAUGAAACCCCAGUGAGUUGUUGAUGUUAUCCAUCAGAAAUGGAUGUCUACAGUUUACAGCGAACACUGGCAGUGACUGCUGUGUUCUCGGCUGUUUGUGUUUGAUAAGACAUUAUGUGCCUUAAACAUUUAUUCAUUCCUAAAAAUAUGUAGCUGUUUCCAUAACUUUGUCAUCAAAGGGGCAUUGCUUUACAAGAAGUAAUUUAAGAAGUAACAUGAUCUAAAACUACCAAACUACACGUUUAAUAGACAAGAUAAUAGCGUGUCUGUAUUACACAUGAAAAUAAGGAAUGCCAUGAUUCAGCAGAUUUUGUUUUGUUUUGUGAGUAUUGUUUUGUUUUCUUCUACAUUUUGUUUGUGCAUGUGUUAUUUUGUGCUGACAGCAUCAUGGCCCCCUUCAGUUGGCACAGAUUAUUGGAAUAGGCAUGCUAUGGACCUUUCACAGAUUGUUCUUCCAACUACAACAGAAAUCAACUAUGGAAAUGUAUUUUUAUACUCACACAGGAUAAGGCACUACCUCAGUGCCUCAGAAUGUCCCAAGGAAAGUGACUCCAGCCACUGUUACUUCACAACAACAUUAUGGACUUAGCUGCACAUAUUUCUCUAAUUUACUAAUUUAUGUUUCAGAAUGUUUGUGCCUUGUUUGAAUACAAAGAAUAGAAAUAUCUGAAUACAGUUGGCUGCUAAAAUAUACUUCAUGGUUUGUAACUUUCAUUUAACUGGAAUUUCAGUUGUUUGACAUUUUCAGGCUGCAGGUGUAUCUCAGGAGAUGGGAGACAAUAUGAUCUGUCUGUUAUGCUGCAAAGUUCAAUUUUAUAUCACAGCAGUCUCGAUGAAGACGAGACAGUUUUA
Messenger RNA from Toxotes jaculatrix (banded archerfish), 3276 nucleotides. RefSeq names its product ewing's tumor-associated antigen 1 homolog. The record is from RefSeq and is a predicted model, not a curated record. Lineage: Eukaryota; Metazoa; Chordata; Actinopteri; Toxotidae. The coding region runs from base 2 to 1933 and encodes 643 amino acids. The transcript is spliced from 6 exons.